CCUUGAAUCUAACUGUAUAAAUAGAAGUGCCAAAAGUCCCAUGGCGUACACCAGCCCAAAAACCUUCACGCCUUUCCUUACCUGCGUAUGUUAUUUUACAGACCACUCUCAACAACCUUUUAAUCGAAGUUUCCCAGAAGGCCAAAAUUCAUGGGCAACAUCCUCCUGGAAGCUCUCCAUGUUCGUGUAGUAGGUACUGGAGAAAAGUUUCUGGUACUUGCCCAUGGAUUUGGCACUGACCAGUCCGCUUGGCAACGCAUUCUUCCGUAUUUCACCCAUUAUCGUGUAAUUCUCUAUGACCUCGUUUGUGCCGGCAGUGUGAAUCCUGAUUAUUUUGAUUUCAGUAGGUACACAACUCUUGAUGCUUAUGUUGAUGACUUGCUUAACAUUCUCGACGCCCUCGGCGUUGAUCGCUGUGCCUAUGUUGGUCACUCUGUAUCCGCUAUGAUUGGAAUCUUGGCUUCCAUUCGCCGCCCUGAGGUCUUCACCAAGCUCAUUCUCAUCGGUGCUUCUCCGAGAUUUUUGAAUGACAACGAUUAUCAUGGGGGAUUUGAGGAGAGUGAAAUUGAGAAAGUGUUUUCAGCAAUGGAGGCCAAUUAUGAGGCAUGGGUUUAUGGGUUUGCGCCGCUAUCAGUGGGGGCAGACGUGCCGGCAGCUGUUAGAGAAUUUAGCCGGACCCUAUUCAAUAUGAGGCCGGACAUAUCGUUAUUUGUCUGCAGAACUGUGUUUAACAGUGAUCUUAGGGGAUUCCUUGGCCUUGUAAAGGUGCCUUGUUGCAUAAUUCAAACGGCCAAGGAUGUCUCAGUCCCCACAUCAGUAGCUGAAUAUCUCCGGAAACAUCUCGGUGGCCGUACUACGGUGGAGAUUUUGAAUACAGAAGGCCAUUUGCCUCAUUUGAGUGCCCCUGCCUUACUGGGUCCAGUUAUCCGCCGAGCACUAUCAAGAAAUUAGUGGGAGCUAUUUGGAUUGAGCUAUGAAGUGGGUCCAGAAGAAAAUUGUAGUAAGGCUGGAGGUGUCAACAUUUACAAGAAUUUGUGAACACUAGUCCAUGGAUUUGGAUUAUACGAUGUCAAUAAGAGGAUAAGAGAUACCCACGUGACCAGCACGUGAUGACUUGCCCAUCUUUUUGGUUUUCCUUUCUUUGAUCUGUUUUUGUUACUUUCAUCUUUAUUUGGACAUGAAUUGGAAAUCUAUGGAGAAAUGUUAUUAGUGUUUGUA
Messenger RNA from Mangifera indica (mango), 1218 nucleotides. Its product is annotated as strigolactone esterase D14-like. The transcript is spliced from 3 exons. NCBI's taxonomy places the organism in Eukaryota, Viridiplantae, Streptophyta, Magnoliopsida, Sapindales, Anacardiaceae. The coding region runs from base 151 to 951 and encodes 266 amino acids. The record is from RefSeq and is a predicted model, not a curated record.